AUCACAACGAGGAAAUGGGAACGGACAGUCGCGGCCCUAAUUAAGCCAUUUUAAAAUAUAAAUCUUGAUCGUAUUUAUGUAACUCGGGUGAAUGCUGUUGUUGUUUACACUUAUUGAUAGUGAUAACGUAGAUUAGUAAAAGAUCCAGGCCCGGGCCUCAGUCCGCGGUCUUGAGUUGAACAGCCAUUCGACAUCAGAGCGAGUGAGCCGGUGUGAUCAGCAGAGCCCGGCUGCACAUCAUGGGCGACAGCAGAGAUUCUCGUAGUCCAGACAGUUCAUCCGUUUCCUCACCACCAUCAGGUCAGCGUUCGCCACCGUUGGCCCCUUCAGCCGCCGCCAUGACUUCCCUGCCACCCAUCACUUCGGCUGUGAACAGUCCCAUCAGCAGCAUGGGCUCACCCUUCUCCGUCAUCAGCUCCUCUCUGGGUUCUCCUUGCCUUCCUGGAACUCCCUCAGUAGGCUACGGCCCCAUCAGCAGCCCACAGAUGAACAUGUUUGCCAGAAACACAGAGAUCAACUCCACCGUGUCCAUGUCGGGUCUGCACGCAGUCAGCAGCUCUGAUGAUGUCAAACCGCCCUUCGGUUUGAAGCCGAUGUCCGCCCACAGCCCAGGGCCUAUGGUCUCUCAGAAACGCUUGUGUGCCAUCUGUGGGGAUCGCUCCUCUGGCAAGCACUACGGCGUGUACAGCUGUGAGGGGUGCAAGGGCUUUUUCAAGCGCACUGUGAGGAAGGACUUGAGCUACACAUGCAGAGACAGUAAGGACUGUCUGGUGGACAAACGUCAGAGGAACCGCUGCCAGUACUGCCGCUACCAGAAGUGCCUGGCCAUGGGGAUGAAGAGAGAGGUGGUCCAAGAUGAACGACAACGAUCAGUUCAGGAGGAGCGUCAGAGGAACAAGGAGCGUGAAGGAGAGGUUGAGUCCACCAGCCCCGCGAAUGAAGAGAUGCCUGUAGAGAAGAUUCUAGAAGCAGAGAUGGCCGUGGAGCAGAAGACCGAGCUGCAUACAGAUGGCAGCUCAGGGGGAAGCUCUCCGAACGACCCAGUCACAAAUAUCUGCCAGGCGGCUGAUAAACAGCUGUUCACUUUGGUGGAGUGGGCAAAACGGAUCCCUCACUUCAGUGAGCUGUCUCUGGAUGACCAGGUCAUCCUGCUGCGUGCUGGCUGGAAUGAGCUACUGAUCGCGUCAUUCUCUCAUCGCUCCAUCACGGUGAAGGAUGGCAUUCUGCUGGCCACCGGCCUCCACGUGCACAGGAACAGUGCUCACAGCGCAGGGGUGGGAGCCAUCUUUGACAGGGAGAGUGCGCACAAUGCAGAGGUUGGGGCCAUAUUCGACAGGGUGUUGACGGAGCUGGUGAGCAAGAUGAGGGACAUGCAGAUGGAUAAAACAGAGUUGGGCUGCCUGAGAGCCAUCAUCCUCUUCAACCCAGAUGCAAAGGGAUUGUCAAGCCCAAGUGAAGUGGAGUUACUGAGAGAGAAGGUCUAUGCAUCGCUGGAGGCUUAUUGUAAACAGAGAUAUCCUGACCAGCAGGGCAGGUUUGCCAAGCUCCUCCUCCGGCUGCCAGCGCUGCGCUCUAUUGGCCUUAAGUGCCUGGAGCACCUGUUCUUCUUCAAGCUGAUUGGAGACACCCCAAUCGACACCUUCUUAAUGGAAAUGCUUGAAGCGCCACAUCAGCUGACCUAACCUGGACCAGUCUCGAUCCAGUUCAGUCCGGUUUUGCACCAGGGUAUCGCACCCCCCCCACCCCCACCCUGGACUCUGGGGCUUUACUGUCUCACUUCCCAUUAACACCUUCCCCCACAAUUCUCUCCUACAUAUUCUUCCUGUCGCACCUUCAAACCAGUACAGCCCCGAAAAAAGACUGUCUGAAAAAAAAAAACUUGUUUUCCAUGUAACGUUUUACACAGUGUGAGCUGUCCAGAGAGAUCUUAUUUUUCAUAUUCCCUGGAGGUUCUAAAUCAUAAGCUUCGGUUUAAAGACUUAGGCUUCCGGUUUUAGAACUCUCAUAUUGAUUCUAGAGAUCUCUGUGUGUCGUUUUGGUUUGUAUGUUACUCUGCACGAACUGUACUUUUUUUCAUUUGUCACUGCAGUUAGACAGCCCUUCGGCUGGAUUUACAGUGCAUGUGUGACCGGAGCGAGAAUCCGCCGAGCCCUUUGGCUGGUACGAAUCAAGAAUCAAGUCACGGUUCGUUUUUGACUGUGGAAUACUGCUAACGUGCUAUCUUUGGGAUUUUUACCUUGAAAUCCUACUUUGUACUGUACUCAUGAAAUGAGUCUGAUUUAUAAACGACAUUGGAAAUUCUCUGCCUGCUGCAUCUGGCCCUUAUGAAAUGCAGGCUAGAGUUUUACAUUUGUGAAUAAAUGUAUGCAGGUUUUGUUGGACAUGAGUUUUUGAUCAUGUUCCGAGGAGGGCCUAAAGGCACAGAUUAAAUCUCGCAGGAGAAUCCUGCUUUUUUUGGCGGCAAUAGGAGGGUCGACCUUGUUUUUCUUGAUUUGUGUUGUUUUUAAAUGAACAAAUAGAUUGGUUUUGGUACCUUCUAGAGGACCUUAUACCUUUGCCAUUUCAUAAUUCGCCCAAGUUCCUUUGAUCCAUUUCGUCACCAAUGGGAACCAAAUCCACACCAUGCCCCCCAAAAGACAAAUAUUUAUAAAGUGUGUAUGUGUGCUGUGAAGUAUGUCCAACCACUCUUGUCCUUUCCACGUGAUCGGUGUAGCAGGCCUUUUUCUUUUGUGUUUAGGAAAUCAGCUUGUCAUCAGGCUUGUUUGGAUUUAACUGGUACUAACUUUGGCAUAGUAAAAAACAAAGGUGGCUCUAGUUUGUGUAAAGGCUGGAAUACACUACACAAUUUUGACACCAAUUUAGGAGCCUGGGCUUGUUCCCAAAAGUUGGAGCCAGUCAGCAGUUUUUGGACAUUCAGGCUUGACUGAUUUCACAGAAAAUUGCAUAGUGUUUUGGCGCUUUUCCACUGCAUGGUACGGCACGGUACU
Messenger RNA from Sinocyclocheilus grahami, 2987 nucleotides. It is a transcript of the gene rxrba, whose product is annotated as retinoid x receptor, beta a. The record is from RefSeq and is a predicted model, not a curated record. NCBI's taxonomy places the organism in Eukaryota, Metazoa, Chordata, Actinopteri, Cypriniformes, Cyprinidae. Gene Ontology annotation, biological process: regulation of DNA-templated transcription. Gene Ontology annotation, cellular component: nucleus. The transcript has 14 exons. Gene Ontology annotation, molecular function: zinc ion binding; sequence-specific DNA binding; nuclear steroid receptor activity. The coding region runs from base 240 to 1682 and encodes 480 amino acids.